GGGCUGUGAUGGUAAAGCAGCAUGAGAUGGAUGUGAAGGAGUGAGCAAGCUGUGGGAAUUAUUAUUGGGUGUUUAAUCUCAGUUAUCCAUUAAUUUGCCGUUAGAAGAAUCUGGAAACAUUUUACUUAAGCUUUCUGUUCCUUUCCCCUCAUAAUACUUGUCUGUGACCAAGGGGAAUGCUUCUGUGCUUGUCAGUAAAGCUGCCAUUUUGCAUCUAGAAUGUCAAGUACAGCAUUGUUUUAGUGAUUUUUUUGCUUUUCUGCCUUGCUUGGUCUUGGGGGGAUUGAGAACAGGAGUGAUUGUAUACUGAGAUACAUCCUCCCACACGUGAUGUGCAUCUUUCAGUGUGUGGAUAUUGUUCAGUUUGUCUCUGAAUUACAUGCCUGGACUCUAACCCUGCCCUCCUGUCUCACCGCUCUGUUCUCUGACAAGGGAAUUCUCACCGUGCAGUUCUGGCUGCAGGAAUGUGGUAGAUAAUGUGUGAUAGGUUAUCUGUGUAUACAGAAAGCAAUGUGCUGUGCAGUCCCAGCAUGCUGUUUUCAUUUGCUUAAAAUUAUUUCUUAUGAAGUAGCCCUUCUGUUUGGAAAUCAUAUAGUUCUAAUAGGAAACCAAUGGGUGUGGAGCAGAGCGUAAGGGUAGAAUUGACAGGAUGCUACUUGUAUUUUAUUUUCAAGUUUCGAGUGUUUAUUUGAUUGAAAAUCAGUUGGUUGUUGUAUUUUUCUUUUCUCAAACCUUAAAAGAUUCAGGGUUGGAUGAUGUUUUCUUAAUUCCCUCAUAGGUAUCGGCCUAAGUUUGGUGAAGUGUGUAGUUGAAAUGAAAUUAUCCAUUUGGUUACAGUGAUAUUCUCCCCUCCUUCCUUCUAUUCUUUUAGACCUAGACCUCAUCAUUUUCUAUAGAGUUGAAUUCCAAGAAGGCAUUAAUUGCUGGGAAAAGGGUAACAUGGUGAUGUUUGUUAAUUUUGGGUUUUCUUUGCUUUUUUUUUUUAAAAAAAAAAAAGUGUAUUUUGCCUCUGAUUUAUUUGGGAAUAAAAGGAUAUUCACGUUAGGAGGCAAAAUGAUUGCAAUUAUGUUGUAUUUGUAUCCUGCUCUCAUGUUGCUGUGCUGUACUUACGUAUUAGGUGCACUCAUUUUAUCUGUCCUUCAUGUGUUGAACCCCCUGCCACUGCUGGUGCCGUUCUUCUAACCCUUUUUGUUUCAGAUAUGGCUCUUUUUACUGUGACCAUUUAAACAGAGCUCAAUAUUUGGAAUCUGAUUGUCUUAAUAAAAAAUGCUUUUGCAUACAUCAGUAUAUUUUUGUAUCCUGUAUUCAAGAAUAGCUGCAUGGAACUUUACAAAUUCAGUGGGGUUUUUUUUGUUUGUUUGUUUUUGUUGUUUUUUCUUUGCUAAAAUACAGAAUGGAACAGUCCUGAAACAGGAUGGUGCUCAGCUAGCCUAGGGGUGAUGUUUGCUUUCUAACUUCAAUGAUUUAUCCUGUCAGACUUUGUAACUACUGCUGCACAUUGAGCUGUCCACAAUGACUCCUAAUUAUUUUUUCUCAGAAGACUGGACUAAUUUGAACUCAUCAAGUAUUUAGAUAAAAUCAUUUCUUCUUGUGUGCAUUACAUUGUAUUUAAUUGCAUUUCAUCUGUUGUUGUAUUACUCGAUUUUCUAACUCUAUUAGAUCUUUCUGGAAAUCUUUCUCCUCUACAAUUUUUACUAACCCAAAUAAUUUCCUACUACUGGCGAAUUCUCCAGUUUCACUGUCUGCUUCCAUCCUCUAGAGCACUAAUUAAUAUUAGCCACUGUUUUUAAUGUCUGGUAUAUACACCACAUGGUUAUCUUUUGCUCUCUGAGUGCUUGGUUAUCUGAACCUUGCUUGGGAGAUGGCCUUCAGAUCACCAAUGGCUUGGAGGAGGAGUCAGUAGAGCUGAGCUGGGGAGUGGCUCAAGUGCAAGUACACAGCAUUAGCUUCCUUCUGUUGUGUAUAAGGGAGCUGAAGCAGUCACUAAAAGCUAUUUCCUUCAUAGAAAGUGCACCGAUGUCAGACCGAUAAGUGAGGUCUCAUCACUGAAUUACAGUGGGAUUCAGAUCAUGUAUUUCCACCAUGGUACAAGGAAAAUAAGAACAGGUAUUAUCAAAGUGCCAGUUGUAAAAUUUAGGCUGCAGUGGUGUUAUAUUUUGUAUACAAACAUAUGUUAUCAUCAAUUCCUUCUGCUGUAGAAUGGAAGCUUACAGUCUGAAUGCUAUGGGAGCAUAUGCUGAUCGGACUGGUGAUGUUUUGUACUAAUCCAACCUGCUGGGGGCUAGAUUAGGUAUCUGUUCUUCUGGUUGUGUGAAUGAGCUUUCUGUCACUUGUGGCUCGUGUUUGGGUGUUAGAAAUUAGCUACUUGUGCGCGCGUUGAACAGAAUAACCCAAGGAUAAGAGCAGAAAGGUAGGAGAUUAGUGCUUGGCUAAUCAUUCUGUACUGACUACUGAGCUCCAGAAUGGAAGUUGCUGUAAAGUAGUUGGGUUUUUGAGUGGUAUUUAAAUUGUUCUGCAGCUGGCAGGCUUUCUCAAAUUGGUUGUUUUUUAUGUGUUGUUGGGUGUUUGUUUUUUUUUUUUUGGUGCAGAUUGGUAGCCCUUAAAAAAUGGACAGUAGUUGUUAGAGCCCAUUUUGCCCUUUUUGUACAGUCCAUCUCAAGUGCCCAAUAUCAUGCUUUAUUUUUAUACUGUUUUGUUUUCUGUAUUCAGUAACUCCUUUCUUUAUCAGGUAAGAUAAGUUGUGAGUUAUUAUUUGUCAAACUUGCAUUCUGUUUUCUUCAAAAUCUGUUUUUAAUGAAAAGUAGUUACUACUUUAUAAACUUAAGAAUUGUAUCGCAGCAUCGUUUGUUUUUUUUUUCCAAUACUCAGCCAGUCCCAAAUAGUUGUACAGUACAAACCAGUAAUAAAUGCAGAGUGUGGAUGCUCUCAGGAUGGUUUCCAGUAGGUUCUCAUAUGUAACAAUGAAAAAAACAAGAGGAAAAGAAGAAAUGGAACUCUCAUUUUUAGAUGCAUUUCUGAAAAUGGGAGUUUUUAGUGGGCAGAACCUGUUUCUGGGAGACUGGCGAAGUAACGUCAAAAGAUUUUUUCACUUGAAGUCACUUGAGCUGUUGCACAAAGGUACAUGACAAGAAUCUGUGCAGUGUAUUGUUUGCUACCGAAAUGAAUAACGCUGUAUGAUCUUUCCUGGAGGGAAGCUGAAGAAUCCAAAGCAGUUCAUAAAUAAAGUAAAAAUUUGUCAUUACCGCUGUUCUAUUGACUAGUUUGAAACAGAAGCAUUCCUUGUAAUUAAAGACAUUUCACUCAUUUAUGACUUUUUUUUUUUUAAUUUCUUCAUCACCUCUGCAGCAACUCUUGCAACGUGUAUCAUGCUAUUUUGUUUAUGUGAGUUCAGUGUCAAUAGGCCCAGACUGAAGGAUUUUACAGUUUUGCUUUCUUUUUUGGUUGAAGUAGUACAAAAUGUCAAAAAUUAGAAGGAAGGUCACAGUGGAAAAUACCAAGACCAUAUCCGAUAGCACAUCCAGAAGACCCAGUGUGUUUGAAAGGCUUGGACCCAGCACUGGAAGUACUGCAGAGACACAGUGCCGUAACUGGCUGAAGACUGGCAACUGCCUCUAUGGGAACACAUGUAGAUUCGUACAUGGCCCUUCACCACGAGGUAAAGGCUAUAGCAGCAGUUAUAGAAGGUCACCAGAAAGGCCUACUGGAGAUCUCCGGGAAAGAAUGAAGAACAAACGCCAAGAUGUUGAGGCUGAGCCACAGAAACGAAGUACAGAGGAAUCGUCCUCUCCUGUUAGGAAAGAGUCUUCACGAGGAAGACACAGAGAAAAGGAAGAUAUCAAAAUUACAAAGGAGAGAACACCAGAAAGCGAAGAGGAAAAUGGAGAUUGGGAAGCAAAUAGAGAAGACUCUGAUAAUGGAGAUGUUAACUAUGAUUAUGAUCAUGAGCUGUCUUUGGAAAUGAAGCGCCAAAAGAUUCAGAGAGAACUCAUGAAGUUGGAACAGGAAAACAUGGAGAAACGAGAGGAGAUCGUCAUUAAAAAGGAGAUUUCUCCAGAGGUGGUUAGGUCUAAAUUAUCACCAUCGCCAUCACCAAGAAAGUCUAGCAAGUCUCCAAAACGAAGGUCUAGUCCAAAGUCUUCCUCUUCGUCUAGUAAGAAAGAGAAGAAGGCAUCUACUGUAUCUUCCCCACUUUUGGAUCAGCAAAGGAGUUCUAAAAGUAAUCAGAGUAAAAAGAAAGGUCCUCGUACCCCAAGUCCUCCUCCUCCAGUACAAGAGGAAACUUCCUUAGGAAAAAAACACAAAGAAAAGCAUAAAGGCAAAGAACGUUUAGAUGAAAAGACAAGGGAGGUGAAAGAGAGAGGGCGUGACUUUGAAAGGCACAAAGAGAAAAAAGAGAAGCAGAGAGAUCCUUCUGAAGGUUCCCAUAGACAGAAGCGUUCUCCCAGUCCUGCAGAUCAUUCUGGCAGUAAUUCCUCUCCUUCCAGGGAGUAUUCACCACCUGCUGCGAGGCGACGACAAGUCUCACGAGCCCCGGUGAAAUCAACUACUCACAAGCAUAACUUCUCACCCUCUCGCAGAUCUGCUUCUCCAUCUGGCCAGCGUCAUUCUCCCAUAUCCUCUAGACAUCACUCUUCUUCAUCACAGUCAGGUUCCUCUGUUCAAAGACAUUCUCCUUCCCCACACCGCAAAAGAACUCCUUCUCCCUCCUAUCAAAGGACAGCUUCUCCGCAUGCAAGGCGAUCAUCUUCCCCCUACCCCCCACGUUCUUCCUCUUCUCCUCAGAGGAAGCGAAGCCCUUCAAGGCACCGAUCCCCUGGAAGAGAAAAGGGAAGGCACGAUCGAGACCGAACUUCACAGUCUCAUGACAGGCGCCACGAAAGGCGGGAUGAAACUAGAGGGAAAAGGGAAAAAGAAAGAGAAACAAGAGAUGAUCGUGAUUAUGACCAGGAGCAGAGUACCUCCAGGGAUCAUAGAGACGAUAGAGAAUCUCGUGAUGGAAGAGAUCGGAGGGACACAAGAGAUAACAGAGAUCGGAGGGAGACGAGGGAAUCCAGAGACACUCGAGACUCUAGAGACACAAGAGAUUAUAGCAGAGAUAACAAAGAUAGUCGUGAUCAAAGAGACUCACGUUCCACGCGAGAUUCUCACGACUACAGAGACAGAGAAAGUCGGGAUGCCCAUAAAAAGGAUGACCAGUACCAGGAGGACUCACGCAGCUAUGGAAGGUCCCAUGGCAGAGAGGAGAGCUCUCGUGCUGAAACAAGGAAUGACUCCAGAAGUGAUUCCAGAAAUGAGAGCAGAAGCGAUCGAACUGGCAGAAGUCGAGGCAGAGGUCCAGAAUUAUCUGACAAAGGAAGUCGGGGGACUAGAGGAUCCCAGGUUGAUGGUCACAGCAGUAGUGGAAACUACCAUGACAGUUGGGAAUCAAGGAGUAGCUACCCUGAUCGGGAUCGCUAUGAUAGUCGAGACCAAGCAAGGGAUUCCUCCUUUGAAAGAAGGCAUGGUGAACGGGACAGGCGGGACAACAGAGAAAGAGAUCAGAGAGCAAGCUCACCAGUACGGCAUCAAGGACGAAGUGAUGACCUCGAGCGGGACGAAAGACGAGAUGAACGAAGGGUAGACCGAAGUGAUGAUAGGAGAGAUGAAAGGGCCCGGGAGAGAGAGCGAGAAAGAGAGAGGGACCGAGAGAGGGAGAGAGAAAGAGACCGGGAACGAGAGAGAGAGAAGGAAAGGGAGUUGGAACGAGAUCGUGCUCGGGAGCGAGAGAGGGAGCGAGAGAGGGACAAAGAUAGGGAUCGUGAGCGUGAUCGAGACCGGGACCAUGACAGAGAAAGGGAACGAGAAAGAGAAAGAGAGAAGGAGAGAGAGCGAGAGAGGGAGGAACGAGAGAGGGAGAGAGAGCGUGAAAGAGAUCGCGAGCGGGAACGAGAAAGGGAGCGAGGUCGAGACAGGGAUAAAGAAAGAGAGCGCCAGAGAGACUGGGAUGACAAAGACAAAGGGAGAGAAGACCGCAGGGAUAAGAGAGAAGAUAUUCGAGAAGAAAGAAGCUCGAGAGAUGUCCAUGAAGAAAGGAAGUCCAAAACCCUCAAGGAAUUUGACUACAAAUAUUUGCUCUGCAGGAAGCGUCACAGAAAUGAAAGCAGUCCAAGCCCUCGUCAGUCACCCAAACGUCGCCGUGAGCACUCUCCUGACAGUGAUGCUUACAACAGUGGAGAUGAUAAAAAUGAAAAGCACAGACUUCUGAGCCAGGUUGUGCGACCACAGGAGUCCCGGUCACUGAGUCCCUCUCACAUUGCAGAAGACAGACAGAGCCGCUGGAAAGAAGAAGAACGAAAAUCAGACAGAAAGGAAAGUUCCCGGCGUUACGAAGAACCAGAGUUUAAAGAGAGAAUUUCUUCAUCAGAUAAGCAGAGAGAGCAACCAGAUUCUUCAGAGGGCUCCCGGUCCAGAGUUCAGGAGAGUCUUGGACGCCGUCCCUCUGAAGAAAGAGAUGCUUCUGAUAGAAUGCACGAUGACAGCAAGAAGAAGUCUAAAAUACAGAAAAAGGCCACAAAGAAAAAGAAAGAAGAUGACAGUGGGGUGGAAAGGUACACUAAUGAAUCAACGACUGAAGAAAGCCAGGUCUUUUCUCCCAAGAAAGGUCAGAAAAAGAAAAACGUGGAGAAAAAGCGGAAGAGAUCCAAGGGUGAUUCUGAGGUUUCUGAUGAAGAAAUUGUUCCACAUCAUAAAAAGAAGAAAGGCCCGAGAACCCCUCCUGUCACAAAAGAGGAAUUGGUUGAAGCACCACCUGAGAAAGCUGUGGCAGAAGUCCCCCAGAAAAGAGAAGAGACGACAUUUAGUGACUGGUCCGAUGAAGAUGUCCCAGAACGUGGUGACAUUGUCGUUCCAGAAAGAAGCACUGAGGAGUCCCAUAGAAAAAGUCACAGGAUGAGAGUAGAAAAGGUGGAAGCCCCACAUGUUACUAUAGAUGAUGGAUCACAUCGUAAACCUGUGGAUCAGAAGCGCAGCAGCAGUCUUGGUAGCAAUCGGAGCCAUGCCUCAAGCAGACUUCGAUCCCCUUCCAAUGAGUCAGCUCAUCGCAGUGGUGAUGACCAGACUGGACGGAAGAGGAUCCUGCACAGUACCUCUAGGGACAGGGACAGAGAGAAGAAAAGCUUAGAAAUCACUGGGGAACGAAAGUCCAGAAUUGAUCAGUUGAAAAGAGGGGAGCCCAGUCGCAGCACGUCUUCAGAUCGUCAAGAUUCAAGAAGCCACAGUUCAAGAAGAAGUUCUCCUGAGUCAGAUCGUCAGGUCCACUCCAGAUCUGGGUCCUUUGACAGCAGGGAAAGGCUUCAGGAGCGAGAUCGACAUGACCAUGAUCGAGAGCGAGACAGAGACAGGAGAGAGGGGAGACAGAGAGACUGGGAUCGAGACCGAGACAUCGACAAAGACUGGCCAAGGAGCAGGGAGAGGGAGAGACUCCGAGAACGCGAGAGAGAGAGGGAGAAGAGAAGGGAGCUGGACAGAGAGAGAGACAGACAGCUGCCUGAUACUGCUGAAAGAGAGAGGGACAGAACUCUGGACAUUUCCUCUCAAAAAGAAUCAACAAAGCACGGUGAAACAAAAUUGGACAGAGAUCACGAAAAAGAAUUUGACGGUGUUUGUCGAGAUUCUGCAGCUUCAGAGAAGGAAAGACCAGACAAAGAUCUAGGAUCGUUACAAGGUUUUGAAGAUGGAAAUGAGGCUGAAAAGGUAGAGAGUCUAGAAGGAGGAGAAGAUGAAGCAAAGAUUGAUGAUGUACAGUCACUGGCAUCUGGUGCUGGAGAAUACGAACCAAUCAGUGAUGAUGAACUGGAUGAAAUUCUGGCAGGUGAUGCAGAAAAGAGGGAGGAUCAACAAGAAGAUGAGAAGAUGCCUGAUCCUGUGGAUGUUAUAGAUGUUGAUUGGUCCAGUCUCAUGCCAAAGCAGCCAAAAGAACCACGAGAGGCUGGGGCUGCACUCUUGAAGUUCACGCCAGGUGCUGUUAUGUUGAGAGUUGGCAUUUCCAAGCGAUUGGCUGGACCAGAACUCUUCACUAAAAUUAAAGAGACAUGCCAGAAAGCACUAGAGAAACCUAAAGAUGCAGAAAACCUCUUUGAACAUGAACUGGGAGCCUUGAACAUGGCUGCACUCCUACGAAAAGAGGAGAGAGCAGGUCUUCUCAGCAAUCUGGGUCCUUGCUGUAAAGCUCUGUGCUUUAGAAGGGAUUCUGCAAUUCGUAAGCAGCUCAUGAAGAAUGAAAAGGGUGCAACAAAACAAACUUACACAAAUGCUGCAGCAAUGGACAGUGACUUGUUAAGGUUGAGUCUGCGGUUAUUCAAACGCAAGACUGUGUGCCAAGUUCCUGGGCAGGAAAAGACAGAGGAUAGUAAAAUUCCACAACCAGCUAUCCAGCAGGAAGUGUGUGUGUCUUAAGCAAAUGGCAACAGUGGCUCUUUCUAGUUGAUACCCCACUACCAGUGUUGUUGGUAUUGAUGUUUUAGAACUGGUUGGUUGGAAAGCAUCUGUAGAAGAUGGAAGAAAAGACUCAAUUUGUAUGCAGAAUUCAUAAUUUUGGAUGUGAAUAAAUGUGGUAAAAAAGAAAGACUUCUGUGUGAAGUUCUCUGCAAGUUUUGUAGUAUGCCUCUUACACUAACAAAAACCUGUUUUAUGGUGCAUCAGGUGUAAUAAUGUGAAGAUGUCUGGUUUUAGCAGUUUAUAACACUGCCUGAUAAUAAACUGAAGAAAACUGUA
Molecule: messenger RNA, 8751 nt
Organism: Tympanuchus pallidicinctus (lesser prairie-chicken)
Lineage: Eukaryota; Metazoa; Chordata; Aves; Galliformes; Phasianidae
Gene: ZC3H13
Product: zinc finger CCCH-type containing 13
Exons: 19
Coding region: 3457-8433 (1658 amino acids)
Molecular function (GO): metal ion binding
Source: RefSeq, a predicted model, not a curated record